UCUUCCCGUUCCUUCAUGGAUUUGAAGGUUCUCCUUUCCUCCUUGAAUGACUUUGCAUCCCUCUCACUUGCUGAGAGUUGGGACAAUGUUGGAUUACUGGUGGAACCAAGCCCACCACACACUGUAAACACACUCUUCCUUACCAAUGACUUGACCGAGGAAGUGAUGGAGGAGGCGCUGCAAAAGAAGUCGGAUCUUAUUCUCUCCUACCAUCCGCCUAUUUUCCGACCUUUGACGCACAUAACCUGGAAGACGUGGAAGGAGCGCCUGGUGAUUCAGGCUCUGGAAAACAGAGUUGGUAUUUACUCUCCUCACACAGCCUAUGAUGCUGCACCCCAGGGAGUCAAUAGCUGGUUGGCUAAAGGGCUUGGAGUUUGCACCUCCAGGCCCAUACAUCCUUCCAAAGCUGCCAACUACCCAACGGGGGGAACGCACAGAGUAGAAUUCAGUGUUAACUCCACCCAACACCUGGACAAAGUCAUUUCUGCAGUGAAAGAAAUUGCAAAUAUUUCUAUCACUUCUUUUUCUACUAGGACUGAUGAUGAAGAACAAACACGGAUUAGUCUGAAUUGUAGUCAGGAGGCUUUGUUACAGGUGAUGGCUUUUCUUUCCCAGAACAGACAAUUCUAUCAGAAGACUGAAAUUCUGUUACUGGAGAAGCCUCCACUUCCGCAAACUGGGAUGGGACGGUUGUGCACACUGGAUGAGCCUGCUUCCUUGGCAACCAUGAUUGAGCGAAUCAAAAGGCACCUUAAACUAGCUCAUGUUCGCCUUGCUCUUGGGGUAGGAAGGACCUUAGAGUCUCCAGUCAGAGUCGUGGCCCUGUGUGCUGGUUCUGGGAGCACCGUGCUGCAGGGGGUAGAGGCUGACCUUUACCUCACAGGUGAGAUGUCCCAUCAUGAUGUUCUGGAUGCUGCAUCCCAAGGAAUAAAUGUCAUCCUCUGUGAACAUAGCAACACUGAACGAGGUUUUCUUUCUGAUCUUCGAGAUAUGCUGGGUGCUCACUUGGAAAAUAAGAUUAAUAUUAUCCUGUCAGAAAGAGACAGGGACCCUCUUCAUGUGAUUUAAAGCAUACAGGGACAACAAGAUGACAGAGUCUACAAAUUGAUUUGCUCCCAACUUGAAUGCGUAACAGGAAUCAGCAGACUUAGUAUCCGUCUGGAAGAAUGUCUUAGAAUGUACACUAUUUCUGGUUUGUAAAUCUGCUUCACCAAAUAGUCUGUAGCUUGUAUGGUAAAAACCAUAAAGUAUUAAACACUU
This is a messenger RNA of Puma concolor (puma), 1260 nucleotides long. RefSeq names its product NGG1 interacting factor 3 like 1 (gene NIF3L1). NCBI's taxonomy places the organism in Eukaryota, Metazoa, Chordata, Mammalia, Carnivora, Felidae. The record is from RefSeq and is a predicted model, not a curated record. Gene Ontology annotation, cellular component: cytoplasm; mitochondrion.